Fusarium poae is the source of this 285-nucleotide messenger RNA. RefSeq lists its product as uncharacterized. Lineage: Eukaryota; Fungi; Ascomycota; Sordariomycetes; Hypocreales; Nectriaceae. The record is from RefSeq and is a predicted model, not a curated record. The coding region runs from base 1 to 285 and encodes 94 amino acids. The transcript has 2 exons.
AUGUCUCACCCCAAAGUCACCAGGCGCAAAAGGCGCACCGAGACUUUGAAGAACAAGAUGAAGGAAUACUCUGACAUCUUUAACGUGAAUAUCGCCAUAAUCAUUCAAGACAGAGCCACGAUGCAAAAACAAACCUUCACAUUCUCACACGACCCUGGUUGGUUUAUCACUCCAAGUAGCUCUUCGCAGUCCAGUGAAAUAGUAACCUGGCCGGAAAACAAACUCUCUAAUGCAGAGCGUCUGAAGCAACGAUUUGAGCAGCUGAACUUCGAGUGCCCACCCUGA